Tetrahymena thermophila SB210 is the source of this 2091-nucleotide messenger RNA. Its product is annotated as plant dual-specificity MAP kinase kinase family domain protein. Gene Ontology annotation, biological process: protein phosphorylation. Lineage: Eukaryota; Ciliophora; Oligohymenophorea; Hymenostomatida; Tetrahymenidae. The record is from RefSeq and is a predicted model, not a curated record. Gene Ontology annotation, molecular function: ATP binding; protein kinase activity. The transcript is spliced from 11 exons.
AUGAACCCUUAUUUAGCCUAGUAUUAAGAACUUGAAAUUAUAGGUCGAGGCAACUUUGGUUCUGCGACAUUAGUUAAAGAAAUAGCUACAUAGAUUCUAUUUAUUGCUAAAAAAAUUAUUUUGGCUGGACUCAAAGAAAGGGAAUAGGAAUCAGCGAAAUAAGAAGCAGAACUUUUAAAAAGCUUGAAGCAUCCAAAUAUAGUAGCAUAUAAAGAUUCCUUUAUGAUAGAUGGUACUCUUAUUAUUAUCAUGGAGUAUUGUGAAGAGGGUGAUAUUGCUUUUCACAUUAAGCGCAAAAAAAAUAAAUAGGAGUAUUUUAGCGAGAGAGUAAUUCUCAACUGGUUUUUGCAAAUAGCUUUCGCUCUCAUAUACAUCCAUGAUAAAAAAAUAUUACAUAGAGAUAUUAAAACUUCCAAUAUAUUUGUGACAUCAAACGGAACUGUUAAAAUUGGAGAUUUCGGUAUAUCAAGAGUACUUGAGCACACACAAGAUUAAGCCUAAACUGUAGUUGGAACACCAUACUAUAUGAGCCCUGAAGUUUGUGAAAGCAAGCCCUAUACUCAAAAAUCUGAUGUGUGGGCUCUAGGCUGUGUCGUAUACGAGCUAUGCACUUUAAAGCAUGCCUUUAACUCAAACAAUCUUUUAGGAUUAGUAUACAAGAUUGUGAAAGAGUAAGUUGAAGAUAUUCCUGAAAUAUAUUCAAAUGAAUUAAAAAAUUUAGUAAAGUAAAUGUUUAUUAAAGAUGAUGCAUUAAGACCUAAUUUGCGCUAAGUUUUAGCAAGUCCCUUUUUAACUAAAACUAUGGAAGAAUUUGUGGAAAAUUAGGGAUAAAACAUAUAUUAAUCUGAAAUUCCAAUUCGUAAAACUAAUACUCAUAUGUAAAUGCAAUAGCAAUAGCAAUAUGAUGAUGGAUUAGGUGAAACUGUAAAAUCUCAGCAAGCUAAUGGUACAUAAUUUACAAUAGGUCAAACUAUAAAUUCAAUGUAGCAAACACAACAAUAGCGCUAUGAUUAAACUUUAGGAGACACUGUUUAAUCUGUCAACAUUCAAGGUGGAAAUUUAACUGCUAAGUAAAUGUUGUAAAUCAAAAAGCAAUAAGAGAGCGAUAAAAAGGCAUAAGAGCUGACAUAGGCUAUAAGAGAAAAUGCAUCAUUAGUAAAUAUUGCUAAAUAGCGUAAACUAGAAUAGCUAAAUCAUUAAAACGCAAGAGAAAAGUAAAACAUGGCUUAAACUAUGUAAUAAUAUUACAGUCAGUAACAAUAGCCAUAAUAACAAUACUAUUCUUCAACCUAAAAAUUCUAUCCUCAAUAAGGAUAGUAAGUACCUAUGAAUAACUAAAAUAUGAAUAUGCUCACUUAGCAAAUGGAAAUGCUCAGCGUUUCUUAAAACACAAACUAAUUUUAUAACUAGCCUUUUGAUCAUUCCUAUCAACCUCAGUAAAUGUAUAACAUGCCUAUAAAUAUGAGCCAAUAGCAAUAAUAGAACGAAUACAAUUAUAACUAAUACAAUAACCCUUACAAUUAAUAAUAAGCUAUGAAUUAGUACUAAUAACACAAUGAUCAGACCAUAAAAACUGAUAUUUAAAAUGGUAACAAAUUCAAUGCAACUAAUAAUGGGUUAGAUGCAUAUCAAGAUGAUUUCGAAGAGUAUAAUAGUGACUAAGAAGAUGAAAAAAAUAAUACCUUCUCAUUAACUGCUACAUAAAACCGUCUUACUCUAAGAGCUACAGAAUCUCAAAGAGAAGACGUCGUCAACAUUUAUAAAGAUAAUCUUAAAUUUAAAAACAAUGAUUUGGAAUCUAUUCAUGAAUAGUCGGGAGAAUAUAUACCUCAAACACCCCAGAAACAAGGAAAAGGAGAUGUACCUUAUUAAGAAAACAAAUCUUUCAACAGUAAAGUAGAUAAUCUAAGAAAAGAAUGCAUAAAUUUAUUAACAGAAGAACAAUUUAAUAAAGUUUAUAAUUUCAUCAAAUCUCGCGAUUACAUGAGUAACUAGGACUAUUAAGAGUUAAAUAAAUUAGUUGGAAGAGAUAUAAAAUCUAAAUGCCAAAGGGUAGAAGAGUUAGUUUACUUAGAAAGCAUUAGUCAUUGA